Molecule: messenger RNA, 758 nt
Organism: Acipenser ruthenus (sterlet)
Lineage: Eukaryota; Metazoa; Chordata; Actinopteri; Acipenseriformes; Acipenseridae
Gene: grifin
Product: galectin-related inter-fiber protein
Exons: 4
Coding region: 119-538 (139 amino acids)
Molecular function (GO): carbohydrate binding
Source: RefSeq, a predicted model, not a curated record
CCACUAAAGCCUCACCCUCACGUGGGCAUGUCUGCUCUUUAAAUUAGCCUCAGUCCUCAAAAAAAUACUAAUUGGAACUCAAAUCAAAAUAAGAGAGCACCAAGAUAUCAUAGAGAAGAUGACAUUACGGUUUGAAGCUGCCUGUCCCGAGGGACUGUGCCCAGGAUGGAGUAUAAUUCUGAAAGGAGAACCCCCCUCUGAUGCCAGCAAAUUUGAGAUUAAUUUCCUCUGCGACCGGGAUGACCGUGUAGCAUUCCACUUUAACCCUCGCUUUCCCGAGUCGGACAUCGUCUGUAAUUCAUUUGUGUCGAAUCGCUGGGGCAAGGAGGAACGCUGUACCAACUUUCCCUUUGGGCCACAGGAACCAUUCAUGAUUGAAAUUUAUUCUGAUAAUGAGAACUUCCAUGUCUUUAUCGAUGAAUCCAAGAUAAUGCAAUACAAGCAUCGCAUUGAUGACCUGAAGACCAUCACCAAAGUGCAGGUGACAGAAGAUAUAAACAUCUCCUCUGUGGAAGUCACCAAGAAGCACUUCUAUUAAGGGGAAGCAUUUUACAUGUUGCUAAGCAAGCCAUUAACGGUAUGGGGUAUUUGUGUAUUAGAUUCAUUGUUAUAAUUGAAUUUACCAUUAUGGCAAUCAGUCCUGAUUGAAUGUGCCUAGAAGUAUGCUCUAGUUGAUUUAUAUUGGAAUCAUCAACAUAUGAACAAAUGACUGUGAAAGUUUAUGGAUGCUCAUUAAAUAAAUGGCAACAAAUAUAUCA